GCGAUCUAGGCUGGUAUGUACUUCUAUGUGGAGCGUCAUGUGUACUAAAAAUACCCGAGUGUGGCCAUUAGACUUUCGGUCCCGUAGUUUAGGCAGAAGGGCGGUCCUAUGACAUAGCUGGUCAACCGCGGGCACAUGCGUGCAGUGACAACAUCACCUAUCAAACGUCACCUCCCGUUAUCCAAUCUUACCAUUAGCUAUGGACUCUAAUAUAAGCGUUGACUUUGGACGAUAUCAUCGGAAAAUCAUGCAAAUGAUCUGGGACCCUGAGCCAUCCAACGAUGUGAACAGCGACGAACCUGUUUGGUGUCUGGGCCGCUCUUACAAGCUAGACGACUCCAAGCGUGCGAGCUCCAGAACAGUAGAAAAGGCGACGAGGUCUGUUGGCAGCGACGCACCAGAGGCCGGCGGCGCAUCAGAAGCUGUUCGGGCCUCGUCUUCGACGCAAAGCCCUCCGUCCGUAUCAAAACCGCCUGCAAAUGCGCCAGAGACAUCGCCGGCGGGCGAGGAGCUGCCGCUGGAAAACGGAUGGCCUCCGGGAUUCUUGGAAGACAUGGCUUCAAAGUUCUGGAUGACGUACAGAUCGGGAUUUGAUCCUAUACCCAAGUCCGUUGAUCCGAGGGCGACCUCUGCGCUUUCGUUUACCGUAAGGAUCAAGAGCACGCUCUCAGAUCCUACUGGCUUCUCUUCCGAUAGUGGUUGGGGCUGUAUGAUUCGUUCGGGCCAGAGCCUUCUAGCUACAACUAUUGGGACUCUGCAGUUAGGACGAGACUGGCGACGCGGCAAAAGCCAACAAGAGGAGCGACAGCUCAUCAGCAUGUUUGCCGACGAUCCAAGGGCGCCGUUUUCAAUCCACAACUUCGUACGCCAUGGGGCCACUGCCUGUGGGAAAUUCCCUGGCGAGUGGUUUGGCCCAUCUGCCACUGCUCAGUGCAUUCAGGCCCUCACAAGCUCUUCAGGACUUCCUCUGAAGGUAUACUCGCCGAACGACGGACAGGAUGUUUACGAAGAUGGUUUCAUGAAGAUUGCGAAGCCUGAAGGGCAAUAUUUCCACCCGACCUUGAUCCUCAUACGGACGCGGCUCGGUAUUGACAAAAUCACGCCGAUAUAUUGGGAACCUCUAAUCGCUGCGCUGCAGAUGCCGCAGUCAGUUGGUAUUGCUGGUGGCCGCCCUUCCUCGUCUCAUUACUUCGUGGGCAGCCAAGGUAGCUACCUGUUUUAUCUCGACCCUCAUCACACCAGAAAAGCGAUCCCCUACCACGCCGACGUGACCAAGUACACGGAAGAAGAUAUCGAUUCGUGCCAUACCUCCAGGCUACGCCGACUUGAUGUGAAAGAGAUGGACCCGAGUAUGCUGAUAGGCUUCCUUAUUCGUACUGAGAGUGACUGGUCCGAUUGGAGACAACGUGUAGAAAACGUCCAGGGCAAAUCCAUCAUUCACGUGGCGGACCAUGAGCCUACGCUUUACAGUAGCGAAGGCAGGGAUGGUGCCGUGGAUGAAGUCGAGAUACUGAGUGAUGACGACGAUGACGAUGUGACGACAACAUGAGAGGUAUCAUCGAGAGCCGCUCCUAACAAGGUGUUCCAUCGAAGACGGAUUCAUGUCUUUGAGACUUUCUACAGCAACCGGAAUCUGCUGUCAUGACGCUCUACCCCCUAACGUCGUGUGCUGGCAUACCGGCCGGCAGCGUGAAAUAGAAGCCCUCCCUAAUCUCGCGAAUACGGCAUUUUAGACAAUCGGGUCUUUAUUAUACCUUUUUACCAUUUCCGGCACCGCCAGGCUGGACAGUGGAGGCAGCAUGGCCUAAAUCACGGAUAUGUUUAAAUAGCUUCGUUUUAGAGUCAAACUCAGCUGUGCAGAUAUUGCAUCGAUGCUGUGUCAAGUUGGUUAGCACGCCUUGGGAUUUGCCAAAUUAAUAUGAUAUGAUAAAUACCUCGUUUUCGGUUGCCGCAGCAGCAGCCGCUUUUUUCUGGCGUUUGAGCUUUGCUUUUCCAAUUUUGAUU
Trichoderma harzianum CBS 226.95 is the source of this 2004-nucleotide messenger RNA. RefSeq lists its product as hypothetical. The record is from RefSeq and is a predicted model, not a curated record. Lineage: Eukaryota; Fungi; Ascomycota; Sordariomycetes; Hypocreales; Hypocreaceae. Bases 200 to 1549 code for a protein of 449 amino acids. Gene Ontology annotation, molecular function: protein-phosphatidylethanolamide deconjugating activity. The transcript is spliced from 4 exons.